This is a messenger RNA of Puntigrus tetrazona (Sumatra barb), 1966 nucleotides long. RefSeq names its product neuropeptide Y receptor Y2 (gene npy2r). Gene Ontology annotation, cellular component: membrane. The record is from RefSeq and is a predicted model, not a curated record. Gene Ontology annotation, molecular function: neuropeptide Y receptor activity. Gene Ontology annotation, biological process: G protein-coupled receptor signaling pathway. NCBI's taxonomy places the organism in Eukaryota, Metazoa, Chordata, Actinopteri, Cypriniformes, Cyprinidae. The transcript has 2 exons. Bases 579 to 1697 code for a protein of 372 amino acids.
UCUUUGUACGUGUGCCAUAUGCAAAACGACAGCGCGAAAGAGCAGAGCAAACAAUAUCGUAUGGGAAUUACAUUAUUUAUGAGUAGCCUAAAUCAACUGUAAACUGCUGCAAAUAUCAUAAACGGAACGCGAUGUUAUUUUCACGUCAUCUUAAACCGUGACUUUAACAUUAUUAGCAUCAGCAAUAUAAGCUAGACUAGUGCUUAAACGAGGCUGCUUUUAAAACUGCAACGUCAGUAACCUUUGACAGACUUAUUUUACUAUGGAACAUGUUUUAACGUAAUUACAUAAACAAUAAAACUGUAAUCUGUUAGCGUUCAUCUUUAAAGCUAGCUGCGGGUCAUCGUGAAGUCCGAUGUCAAUCAGCAGUCUCGCGAGCGCUGCCGGGUCCGCGCGUGCAGAGACUCCAGCAGACGUCUCCCUCAGCGCAUCGACUUCAUUCCGACUUCUUGACGACCGUCGUCGAGUUAACCGUGAUAAAUGUGCUAUGGAUUCAGUCUUUUUUUCUCUUCUGCAAGACACGCACGUAACUUCACAAAAUAAAGAAGAAUAAGUGACUUAAGCGAACGAAUGCUAACAUGGAUAUAAGAACUGAAAUGAACAUAUCUGAAGAUGAAGUUCAGGCUGCAAACUGUUCUUCGCCAGCCACUCUCCAGGUCGACGGUGUCUUACUAGACGGUCUGGAAGACAGUACAAAACUGGUGGGUGUUCAGGUGAUCCUGAUUUUGGCUUACAGCACCAUCAUCGUCUUUGGAGUGACUGGGAACUCCUUGGUCAUAUAUGUCGUGUACAAGUUUAAAAAUUUACACACGGUGACUAACUAUUUCAUUGUCAACCUGGCGGUAGCAGACUUGUUGGUCAACACGUUGUGCCUGCCUUUCACUCUGAUGUACACACUCUACGGAGAGUGGAAAUUCGGACAGGUGAUGUGUUACCUGUUACCAUACGCACAAGGCUUAGCGGUCCACGUUUCGACCAUCACACUCAACGUUAUAGCUCUGGACAGAUACCGCAGCAUCGUCUACCACACGGAAACCAAGAUGUCAAAAGACAUGUGCGUGGUCGUCAUCGUGAUCACAUGGGUGGCAAGCGCAAUCAUUGCCAGUCCUCUAGCUAUCUUUCGUGAAUACGUGACCUUUGACUUAACGCCUGACCAGACGAUUCAAGGUUGCGCCGAGAAGUGGCCCGGGAGUAGUGCGGAUGGGACCGUGUACAGCAUCGCCAUGUUUUUUCUACAGUACGGCCUACCGUUGUCAAUCAUUUCAUUUGCAUACACUCGGAUCUGGAACAAACUGAGAAACCACGUCAGUCCCGGCGGCGGCCGUAGCGACCGCCAUCAGCGGCGACAGAAAACGACAAAAAUGCUGGUCGCUGUAGUUGUGGUCUUCACCGUUAGCUGGCUACCCUUUCACGCUUUUCAGCUUGCUGUGGAUAUCGAUAGCAGUAUAUUGGAAAUGAAAGACUUUAAAUUGCUCUAUACGGCUUUCCACAUUGUGGCCAUGUGCUCCACGUUCGCCAAUCCCAUCCUCUAUGGUUGGAUGAACAGGAACUAUAGAAGAUCUUUUAUGGCUGUGUUCAAGUGCGGACGGUUAAACAAGGGAAUGAGAAGGGUUUGUAGCAGCGAGACAGUAAGGGACAAAUGUACACGUAAUAAGCAAAGUACAAUGGCGUUCACGCAAGAAAACACGUUGCUGUGAAGGCUGUUGGCUUUUUACAAAAUGGGAACAAAAUAUGGAAAAAAAUCCAAAAAGUCUACUGUAAAGAAGGAUUGUAUGUAAAUCUAAAGACCGAAUCCUCUGGUAUUUAACAAUUUUAUGAGACAUUUGUGGUGACUUUGUGACUAAACACUCAAUUAGUUUGGGAUAUUGUAUUUUUAAUAUGUAUUUGGUAACUUGAUGUUUAAAAAGAGUGAGGUAUCUGGUGUUGAAUAUAUUCUAGUGCUCGUGUCCUGUGAAAGUAAAUGUCA